Molecule: messenger RNA, 425 nt
Organism: Paramecium pentaurelia
Lineage: Eukaryota; Ciliophora; Oligohymenophorea; Peniculida; Parameciidae
Source: the annotation of a GenBank genome assembly
AUGGAACAUUAAAUUAGAGUUGAUAGUUAUUUAGAUUUUGAAACAAUGUAUAUUUCUAAUUGAUUUUUAGUUGGGGAGGAUUAUAUUGUGAUUUAAAUGGUGAGAAAAAUGAUGAAUUGAUUGAUUUAUGGGAGAAUUAUGACAGAGAGUAUCAAUUAUCAUUUAUAUAUAUUAAAGUUGGCUUUAAAUUAAGUACAAAGAUAUUUAUAACAAUGGAAUUAAAAACGGAAAAUGGGAUAUUCAUUUUAGAGUAGCUAUCGAUGAAAAAUUCAUUUUGAUGUAAAUUAUACAUUACUAUAUAAAGUGGAGGAGGCCAUUAUAAUGGAAAAAACGGGUUUAAGCAUGGAGAAUGGUUAGACUUGCAGAAGGGACAAUAUUAGAAUGGGGAAUGUUAAGGAAAUUUCUCAAAAUUAAAAUUAGAAUGA